AAUGGUGGACUCUGAUGAUGAUGGCGAUCGCCGCCGUGACAAAUUCGCCCGUGAACGUCGUGAUGAGGAUUAUCGCCGUGGUGGAGGCGGAUUCAAUCGCUAUGACAACAAGCGUCCUGGAGGACGAAGAGAUGAUUACCAAGUAAAGCGGAGUCGUGGAGACGACGCAGAUGACAGUUUCGAUCCCGUAAGUCGUUCUGGUAAUGGUUCGGAUUUACCCACUGAAUCGGAUUCCAUAUAUUCGGGACCACUUCAAACAUUCAAAAAGUUCCUCACUAGCCAGGAAGAUGAUAUCUCGGAAGAAGAUGCUAUCAAAAAAUAUAAUGAGUACAAGACAGAACAUAGAAAACAUCAACUUGAACGGUUCUUCCGUGCCCAUAAAGACGAAGAAUGGUUCCGUCUUAAAUACAAACCGGAUGAUGCGAAGAAGUUGCGAGAGGCGCAUUUGGAAAAUGUGCAGAAGCGCUUGCAGGUUUUCAAUGAGUUGAAGGAGCAGGGACAAUUCAAUAAAUUCUCUCUGGAUUUCGGAGAUGCGGAGGCAAUCAUUAGAAUGCUAGAUUCAGUUGUUGUCAAGCUGGAAAAUGGAACUGAAGACGAGUUGAAAGCUGUUCUGGCUCAAAAACUAGAAGACGAGUCACUCGCUGACAUUAAAAAAGACGAGAAUGGGAAUGGAACCGAACAGCCGAAAGAAGAGCCAGAAGUAAAACAAGAAUCCGGAGCAACGGAAGAGUUGGAAGAGGGAGCCAUUGAAGAUGGAACCGAAAAGUCAUCGAACAAGGUCAACAUCCACAGAACCUGCUCGGUUUUCUUGAGAAAUAUCCCACCAGGUCUCACAUAUGAGGAACUAGAGGGUCUCUGUAAAAAGAGCCCAGGAUUUUUACGUCUUGCUCUGACCGAUGGAAUUGCCGAAAGAAAGUUCUACAGAAGAGGAUGGGCUACAUUCAAGCGAGAUAUCAAUAUCAAAGAAAUCUGCUGGGCACUCAACGCACAUCGUCUGCGAGAAACUGAUCUGAAUGCAAUCAUCAACCGUGACAUUACUCGUCGUGUUCGUACCAAUAAUGGGAUUGCAUCUCAUAAGCAAGUUGCGAUUAACGAUCUGAAGCUUGCUGUCAAGCUCACUGUUCUUUAUGACAAGAAGAUUGGUUUGUUCAACGCUGCUGAUGAAGCUGAUGCUGAUCGUGAGAUGGAUAUUCGUAUGGGCGUUGAUUUAGUCGCUGCUUCAACGAAUCCGUUGAUUAAAGAAGUUAAAUCACUUGUUCCACAUGAUGUUCUCAAUGAUAUUAGUGAAGAGGAAGCUGAAUUAUUGGGAGUCUCGAAUGGAGGUGAAGCACCAGCUGAAAAGAUUCGGUUUGAGCGCGAUGAUAAUAUCCUGAAGGCUCUCGAUCUUCUCAUCGUUUACCUUCGCAUUGUUCAUUCCAUCGAUUUUUAUAAUCACGGACAUUAUGCGCAGGAAGAUUCGAUGCCGAAUCGAUGUGGCUUGAUUCACGUUCGUGGGCAGCCGCCUUCUGGAGUAUCAAUCACUACUGACGAGGAUGGAGCUCUCGUCGUUCCACAGAAAUUUGUGAACGAUUUUAUUUCGGGAUUCAAUAGCCGCAUUGAGAAAGGGUUGAUUGAAAAGCAGUAUGUAAGCGAGGAAGAAUUGGAGAAAAUGGGCAAGAAGGAUGGAGAAAAGGAAGUUGAAGCUUUUAUUCAAAAGAAUACUGUCGAGUUGGCAAAGGAUAAAUGGCUCUGUCCGCUUUCUGGAAAGAAAUUCAAGGGACCUGAAUUCAUCCGAAAGCACUUGCAGUCUAAACAUGAAGACAAGCUGGAGGAAGCGAGAGCAGAAGCUGACUUUUUCAACAAUUAUCUUGCCGACGCCCAAAGACCAGUCGACUGUGAGCCCAAACAAGCUCCAAGAGAUGAUCAUCGUGGAGGUGGUGGUGGUGAGCGAGGUGGAUAUGGAAGAGAACGAGACGAUGAUCGAGGACCUGGUGGUGGAGGAAGAAACUCUUUUGGCGGUGGAGGAUAUGAUCGUCGUCCCCAAUUCCCUCCUCGACAUUCACUUGGUGGACGAGGUGGUGGUGGACGCUACUUCGAGGAUGCGCCACGUCGUCAGCCAGUCUCGUAUCGCGAUUUGGAUGCUCCAGAUGAUAUUCCAUAAUUCCAUCCUACGUUGAAUCCAAUUCAAAUAUAUGCACAACAAAUUAUGCUAUUUAUUUCCCCCUUCUCAAUUAAAUAUUAGUUUUAACUAAAUGUUUUUGUAUGGCCAAUAAUAAUCUCCUUUUUUAAAAAACGCUCCAUUUUCAAUACGUCCCUAAUGAAAUAUGAUUCUGUGU
Caenorhabditis elegans is the source of this 2315-nucleotide messenger RNA. It is a transcript of the gene srrt-1, whose product is annotated as Serrate RNA effector molecule homolog. The coding region runs from base 2 to 2140 and encodes 712 amino acids. The record is from RefSeq and is marked reviewed. Lineage: Eukaryota; Metazoa; Nematoda; Chromadorea; Rhabditida; Rhabditidae. Gene Ontology annotation, biological process: RNA metabolic process; regulatory ncRNA-mediated gene silencing. The transcript is spliced from 7 exons. Gene Ontology annotation, cellular component: nucleus.